AUGACUCUCGAAACAGACGCAGUAGCCGGCGCAACAAUCGAGCUCCUCGAAGCCCGCCUACAACGACUCACCUACCUCCUCACCGGCGAUGCCAGCUGGACCGGCAUCCCCACCGCACCCGCCAAACCCAACUCCCUCGACGACACAGUCUCGCGCCGCCUCCUCCGCCUAGAAAAGGACCUCGAGCGACUCAGCCGAAGCGUUCCCGCUGUCCGAGACGUGCUGCAGCUCCACGACCGCUUCCCGGACCUCUUCCGCCCAACACCCCCGCACUCCCUCCCGGAGAACCUCACAACGCAGAACAUCGCCUCUAUCGUCCUCUCCUAUGCCUCGGCCUUCCCCGAGACCGCGUCCAGACUCACCUCGCUGAACGACCUGCCGGUCCCCGAUGCCCAGGCGUCCGCGUCGCUGGUCGAGCUGCAGCCGCGCCUAGACGGGCUUGCGCGCGUGCAGGAGGAGCAGGCGGCGCAGAUUUCGGAGCUGCGGGUGCGCACAGCACGGGUCUUGCAGCGGUGGUAUGAGAUUGGGUUGGUCGGGAGUGGGGAGUGUUGGGCGGAGUGGGAGGGGCGGCUGGAGGAUGUGGAGAGGGAGGUGAAGAGGGAAGAGGUGGUGAGGGAGAGGAGGGCGAAGGAGGUAUGA
This is a messenger RNA of Aspergillus clavatus NRRL 1, 639 nucleotides long. RefSeq names its product putative nuclear distribution protein RO10. The record is from RefSeq and is a predicted model, not a curated record. Gene Ontology annotation, cellular component: dynactin complex. The transcript is spliced from 2 exons. Gene Ontology annotation, biological process: cytoskeleton-dependent cytokinesis. Bases 1 to 639 code for a protein of 212 amino acids. Lineage: Eukaryota; Fungi; Ascomycota; Eurotiomycetes; Eurotiales; Aspergillaceae.